Molecule: messenger RNA, 2319 nt
Organism: Closterium sp. Yama58-4
Lineage: Eukaryota; Viridiplantae; Streptophyta; Zygnematophyceae; Desmidiales; Closteriaceae
Source: the annotation of a GenBank genome assembly
AUGCUGGUUCUGGAUGAAGCCGAUCGUACUUUUGAGGCGCCUCAAAAGUCAGAUGCUGGUUUUGAGGCGCCUCAAAAGUCAGAUGCUGGUUUUGAGGCGCCUCAAAAGUCAGAUGCUGGUUUUGAGGCGCCUCAAAAGUCAGAUGCUGGUUUUGAGGCGCCUCAAAAGUCAGAUGCUGGUUUUGAGGCGCCUCAAAAGUCAGAUGCUGGUUUUGAGGCGCCUCAAAAGUCAGAUGCUGGUUUUGAGGCGCCUCAAAAGUCAGAUGCUGGUUUUGAGUCGCCUCAAAAGUCAGAUGCUGACCUGGGCUUUGCAGCAGCACUCAACGCCAUUAUAGCCAACCUGCCGCCACCCCCCCACCGCCAAACGCUGCUCUUCUCCGCCACGCAAACCAAGUCCGUCCGAGACCUCGCCCGCCUCUCCCUCUCCUCGCCCGAAUACCUCUCUGUUCACGCCGCUAAGGCUGCAGCAGACGGUGAUGGUCGUGGAAGCUUCCCAGAAGCUGGACGUGCUAUGGAGUUUUUUAAGGAACCACCUGCAGAAGAAGACGGUCGUUUUCCUGAGCAGCUGCAAGCAGGUGGGUGUGUGAACAGCAUGCUGCCUCGCCUCUCCCUCUCCUCGCCCGAGUACCUCUCUGUGCACGCCGAGGCCAAAGGGGCGACGCCGUUGCGGUUGCAGCAGACGGUGAUGGUCGUGGAAGCUUCCCAGAAGCUGGACGUGCUGUGGAGCUUUCUGAGGAACCACCUGCAGAAGAAGACGGUCGUUUUCCUCAGCAGCUGCAAGCAGGUGAAAUUCGUGUUUGAGGCGUUCAGAAGGCUGAGACCCGGAAUAGCGCUGAAGCUGCUGCACGGGCGGAUGAAGCAGAUGACCCGCCUUCUGUGCCCCCCCUCCCCCUUGUCUGUUCCACUUAUGCAGAAGGUUAAGACCCGGCAUAGCAUUGAAGCUGCUGCACGGGCGGAUGAAGCAGAUGACUCGCCUGCGUGGCCUCUCUCUUGUACACCAUCCGAACCUCCAGUGUCCGCCCACCCCUGUCUGUCUGUACCACUUAUGCAGGUGAAGUUUGUCUUCGAAGCGUUUCGCCGGUUGAGACCCGGCAUAGCGUUGAAGCUGCUGCACGGUCGGAUGAAGCAGAUGACCCGCCUGGCGUCCUUCCAUGACUUUUGCGAAUCAGACCAUGCCGUGCUGUUCGCAACGGAUGUUGCUGCCAGGGGAUUGGACUUCCCUGCUGUCGACUGGGUUGUGCAGGCGGACUGCCCUGAUGACGUGGCAACAUACAUUCACCGGGUCGGUCGCACGGCCAGGUUCAAUGCAUCUGGACGCUCGCUGCUGCUGCUCGACCCCUCUGAGAAAGCCAUGCUGCCACUGCUGGAAGCGGCCAAAAUUCCGUUUUCUCUAACCAAGAACUUUUUCUUCUCCUUCCUUUUUGCUCUGAUCAGUUUGUUGACUCUUUCCAGGAAGCAGCGCAAGAAGCUUCUCUCGGGCCCAGGCCGACAUGGCGGCACGCGAUUGGUCUUCGACGACGAGGGUAAUCCGCUGCCGCCCCUCGCGGCCCUAGCCCCUAGCCUUGGAAAAGGACAAAAACGGAGGGCGGCGGCGGAGGAGGAUGCUGAGCUGGCAGCUGCCGCCCUUGCCUUGGAAAAGGACAAAAACGGAGGGGCGGCGGUGGAGGAAGGGGGGGAUGCGGCUGGGAAGCGGUCGGCGGGGGAGGAUGCUGAGCUGGCAGCUGCCGCCCGGGCAGCUGAGGAAAGAUUUCGGCAGCUGCGGGAGGAGAUGCAGCAGAAGGAUUUGGAGGACCGGGCAGCUGAAAAGAGCGCAGGGGGAGUGAUGAUGAUGAUGAUGAUGAUGAUGAUGAUGAUGAUGAUGAUGAUGAUGAUGAUGAUGAUGAAUGAUGAUGAUGAUGAUGAGGAUGAUGAUGAUGAUGAUGAUGAUGAUGAUGAUGAUGAUGAUGAUGAUGAUGAUGAUGAUGAUGAUGAUGAUGAUGAUGAUGAUGAUGAUGAUGAUGAUGAUGAUGAUGAUGGUGAUGAUGAUGAUGAUGAUGAUGAUGAUGAUGAUGAUGAGAUGAUGAUGAUGAUGAUGAUGAUGAUGAGAGUGAGGAGGAAGAGGAGGAAGGAGGAGGAGGAGGAGGAGGAGGAGGAAGAGGGGGAUUUGAGGAGGGGGAGAGGCAAAGGGAAGAGGGGUGGUCGCAGUGGAAGUGUGACUAUAGCGAGGGUGAGAGUGAGGAAGAGAGGGAGUCUGAAAAGGGUGGCGUGCAAUGGAACGAAAGUGAUAGUAUGGACGAACAGGAAAGGGAGGAGACUUUGGGUUAGAUUCCAGUGGAGAUGA